Diatraea saccharalis (sugarcane borer) is the source of this 772-nucleotide messenger RNA. The record is from the annotation of a GenBank genome assembly. NCBI's taxonomy places the organism in Eukaryota, Metazoa, Arthropoda, Insecta, Lepidoptera, Crambidae.
AUGAUACUUUGGAACAAGUUCUACGAGUGCAAACAGCUCUGCGCAAUAACUGCGAACACUGCGAUAUUUUGGAGUAUUAUAAAGUGAUCGACUAUAAUUAUAGCAAAAAUGUCUCUACUGCCAUUUAUUAUGGGUUACGAUCAUCCUCACCGAUUGAUAGAUCAAGAUUUCGGCUUGGCGCUUACUCCGGAUGAUUUGUUGACGGCUGCUGUGUCCCCAAUGCUGUCUCGCGACUACUUCAGGCCAUGGCGUCAACUAGCUGCAGCUACUAGAGACAUCGGAUCUACAAUUAAGUCCGAUAAAGACAAAUUCCAAGUCAAUCUCGAUGUGCAGCAUUUUGCCCCGGAAGAGAUUUCUGUCAAGACGGCUGACGGUUACGUUGUUAUCGAAGGCAAGCAUGAGGAAAAGAAAGACGAUCACGGAUAUAUCUCACGCCAAUUCACGCGCCGCUAUGCCUUGCCAGAAGGAUGCAAUCCUGAGACUGUAGAAUCUAAGCUAUCAUCUGAUGGCGUACUGACUAUCGUAGCACCAAGAGUGGCUCCAGCUUUGAAGAAUGAAAGGAGCAUCCCGAUAUCUCAGACCGGACCAGUAAGGAAGGAAAUCAAAGACAAGACCUCGCAAGCCAAUGCAAAUGGAGCCGAGUAAUCACUUAGAACCCUGUGAUGAUAAUAACUCUUGAUUUGUGCUUAUUUUACGUGCUUACAGCAUGUGUGUAUUUUUUGUAAUAAGACUGAAAUGCUUGUUUAAAUAAAUCCUCUUUUUUUUCUUUAAG